UGUCUUACUUAACAUCUGUUCAGAGGAAUUACUGUGAUAAAGUUUGUAAUCAAAUGAACAGUUCUCUUAAAAAGUGUACACUCACCAUUCAGCCAUUCGUUUAUAUUGUGAUAAUCACUGUGUUAUUGACUUCAGUUUGCCUUUAUUUUGCUUAUACUGACUCCAAUCAACACAGUGCUGGAUUUUCGUACAUCUCAGAAAACUCUACGGAUAACCUUCAGUGGAUAGUAUCCAGACAUCCUGCGGGUGCGAAGCCAUUCAUCAAAUUGCUGCUACCUGAUGUUCUUCCAGCAACCAUAAAUAAAGUUAUUAUUAUUGAUGUUGACAUGCUUUUUAAUGCUGAUAUUGUUGAGUUAUGGAAUCAUUUUGAAAACUUUCAAGGAACUCAGAUGAUAGGUAUGGCUGUAGAGCAAAAUCCUCAUUUCCAUUUCGUGAUGAAGAAACUGAUCAAAGAAUGGAGAGGCUACGGAUACAAUGGUGGAAUUUUAUUAUUUGAUCUGUUCAAACUACGAUCCAUCAUGUGGAAUGAAAUUUGGAUUAGUGUAACUGCUUACCUAAUGGGUAGUAAGGGUUAUUUAGAAACUGGGGAACAGGAUGUAAUGAAUAUGGUUGUAUUCAAGUAUGCAGACCUUCUAUAUGAAAUACCAUGUCAAUGGAAUGUUCAACUUAGUGCUGGAGCAGAUAUUACCAGGUGUCCAAUCAGCUGGUUAAGUCCGGUUGAAUUAAGAAAGAGCAAUUAUUCUACAAUUCACAAACAACCAAAACUUAUACAUUUUAACCAUCAUUCAAAGCCAGAAAAUAAAAAGAAUAAAAACUUGCGUCUACUAGAAAGAUCGGUCAGUCAGAUGUACUACUUUCAGAUUCUUAUAAUUCCGUCAUCUCGAAAAUCUAAUAUUCCUAUUACAAUAAAUUACUACAAAUUGGCGUCGCGAUGGAGCUAA
Molecule: messenger RNA, 941 nt
Organism: Trichobilharzia regenti
Lineage: Eukaryota; Metazoa; Platyhelminthes; Trematoda; Strigeidida; Schistosomatidae
Source: the annotation of a GenBank genome assembly